This is a messenger RNA of Amorphotheca resinae ATCC 22711, 1281 nucleotides long. RefSeq lists its product as hypothetical. The transcript has 3 exons. Lineage: Eukaryota; Fungi; Ascomycota; Leotiomycetes; Helotiales; Amorphothecaceae. Gene Ontology annotation, cellular component: intracellular anatomical structure. The record is from RefSeq and is a predicted model, not a curated record. Gene Ontology annotation, molecular function: NADP binding; NADPH dehydrogenase activity; FMN binding. Bases 1 to 1281 code for a protein of 426 amino acids.
AUGUCGGCCAACCCUCUUGCCAACAAGGCUGCCCCAGGCAUCCCCUACUUCACGCCUGAGCAGACCAUCCCCAGCGGAACUGCGUUGGACCCCCAGCCCGACAACAAGCCCAUCCCCAAGCUGUACACCCCAUUGAAGCUGAGGGGCUUGACCAUGCAAAACAGAAUCAUGCUCAGCCCUCUCUGCCAGUACUCUGCUGAGAACGGACACCAGACCGCAUGGCACAUGGCCCAUCUCGGAGGUAUCAUCUCCAGAGGUCCUGGAUUGGCCAUCGUUGAGGCUACUGCCGUUGUCCCUGAGGGACGUAUCACACCCGAGGACUGCGGUCUCUGGCAAGACAGCCAAAUCGAGGCCAUGAAGAAGAUCGUUGACUUCGCCCACUCUCAAAACCAGAAGAUCGGUAUCCAACUUGCCCACGCUGGUCGCAAGGCCUCCACCGUUGCCCCCUGGAUCUCCAUGGGCGCAGUCGCUACUGAGGACAUCAACGGCUGGCCCGACAACAUCAAGGCCCCCAGCGCCAUCCCAUACAGCCACCGCCUCGGCAACCCCAAGGAGAUGACCCUCCAGGACAUCGAGGACCUCAAGACCGCUUGGGCUGCUGCCACCAAGCGCGCGCUCGCCGCUGGCUUCGACACCAUCGAGAUCCACAACGCCCACGGCUACCUCUUGCACAGCUUCGUCUCCCCCGCCUCCAACCACCGCACUGACCAGUAUGGUGGCUCCUUUGAGAACCGCAUUCGUCUCAGUCUUGAGAUCGUUGACAUUACCCGCUCCAUCAUCCCCAAGGACAUGCCUCUGCUCUUCCGUAUCUCCGCCAGCGACUGGCUCGACACCAACCCUGAGUACAAGGGCGAGAGCUGGACGAUCAACGACACCAUUAAGCUUGCCAAGAUCCUUGAGCAGCGUGGCGUUGACCUGAUCGAUGUCUCCUCUGCCGGUCUCAGCCCAAUGCAGAAGAUCACCACCGGCCCUGGUUACCAGGUCCCCUUCGCCAAGGCUAUCAAGAAGGCCCUUGGCCCCAACAGCACCCUGAAGGUCGGAGCUGUCGGCUCUAUCCUUACUGGUAAGCAGGCACAAGCCAUUGUCAGCGGUAAGGGCGAGGAGGCCAGGGGUGAGGAGGAAGUCGACGUUGCAGUUGUUGGCCGUAUGUUCCAGAAGAACCCUGCCUUGGUCUGGACCUGGGCUGAGGAGCUGGGCGUCUCCAUCAACGUCGCCAACCAGAUCCGCUGGGGCUUUGGAGGCAGACCAGGAGCUCACUUCGAGAACCCCAAGGAGAAAUAA